Molecule: messenger RNA, 174 nt
Organism: Funneliformis caledonium
Lineage: Eukaryota; Fungi; Glomeromycota; Glomeromycetes; Glomerales; Glomeraceae
Source: the annotation of a GenBank genome assembly
AUUUAGGAGAAGAAAUAUGCCAUUCUAUAUCUUCCUUUAUACUAUUAUUUUCAUAUUCAUCGUCAGCUAUAUCUGUUUCAGUAAGAUUAAUAAUAAAACAUUCAGCAGUUUCUUCUUCGAUCACGGGUUCUGGUGUUGGUUCUUCCAUUUCUAAUUCCUCAACGGUUAUUUUGG